AUGUGGAAGAUAUUUGCUACCGCGUACCCCGAGGAGUUCUCCAGGGUCGCGCACUAUCGGUCCAUGAAAAUUGGGGGUCUAAGACUCUCGCUCCGAGACUAUCUAGGCAUGGCGAAGAGCGAGACGUUGAAAUGGCGCGCCGUCUUGACGCUGGGAACGCUGUUCGCGACGAUCCCAGAGCUCGUGGAGAUCUCGGACGUUAGGAACCUGGUGGCUCUGGAGGUUGCGACUCAGGCGGGCGCCGUGCGUCUCGCGGACGAUCCCGACGACGAGGUGCAGACGACAGCGCUGAAUGAUCGCAUCGUGCGGACGUGGAGCGAGAGGGCGUGUACGACGGGGGCAUUGGCCCAUCUGCGUAUUCUACGCUUUUUCUACCAGGAGGAUCUGUCGAGGGCGGCGCUGCGUUAUCUGGCGCAGUUGCCGGCCCUGCGGUUCAUCGUUGCCUACGAGUGUCCUGGGCUUUCGGGCUGUACGCGCGAAGGCGAGGACUUGGAUGGCUGGGAGGUGAGUUCCUCUGAACCGUUGCUCUCUAAGGAACUCUACUCGUCGUAUCAGGCUAGUCUGGCUGGCGACGUGGAUUGUGAACCGUCCACCAUAGGAGCCAAUUGCCCUGUGUUGGAUUUCCAGCUGGGAGGCAGGAUGGAUUCUUCGCCGUUGACGAGUGCUCGGGGUCGGGCCAAGGUGUUAUGUUUACGACGCACCAGGGCAGAGGCUGGACGCUCCACGAAAAGGUUAAAAGUGAUGCGCACUCUUGAAGCUGGACCUCGGAAACCGGUGAUGAAGGAUCGUCGGGCCAAGGAUCUCAGCGAUGUGCUGGGGGAUUUGAUGGGGUAG
Molecule: messenger RNA, 834 nt
Organism: Aspergillus melleus
Lineage: Eukaryota; Fungi; Ascomycota; Eurotiomycetes; Eurotiales; Aspergillaceae
Exons: 1
Coding region: 1-834 (277 amino acids)
Source: RefSeq, a predicted model, not a curated record